AUCCAUAGGAUCUGAAAUAAAUAACAGUGCAAUUAGGACACAAUUUUUCAAUAAUAAGUGAUAUCUUACUAUAUUUUAUUUAUCUAUGGCUUCAAGUAGACAUGCGCUUUUGUCUAUGUAUUAUUAAAGAAUAUCCAUACAUGUUGACCACGUUGGUAGAGUUGUAAAUUACAUGAUUUUGUAUUUUUGAUAUUUUAUCACUUUUAUCAUUUCACAUACAAAUAUGUAAUAAUUUGUAUUAUGUCGUAAAACUACUUUUGUAAAACUACUUGAAAUUACAAAUCUGACAAAGAUAUAUUAUGACAUAAGUACAAAAUAAAUGGCUAAACUAGAGAAUUAGUUUAAAAUAAAACAUAUUUUCUGACAUUAGGUCAAUCGAUAGUUAAAUAAACUUAGUCAAAUUGUUUCAAGUAAUUACUAUAUAAAACUGAAAUAUACUUAUAGUAUUAGGAUCAUAUUAUUUACAUACAUAGGUAGUGUGAUGCAGUUGAAUUUAAAUAAGUAUAAAACAUUGAUAAUGAAUAGUGAAUGGAAAAUAUAUCUAUUUUGGUUUGCUCAUGAACAUAUUGACUUUAGAGAAGCUGAGAUGGAAUCUAUUCUUAAUAUGUUCAAUGUAAAUAUAAAUGUUAGACCUAAAUGGAAAGAAAAUCCUUAUUGGAUAACUAAUUUACCUUCAGAAACUAUUGCACAUCAAAUUUCAAGUAGAGCAGUUUGUGUGAGGUUUUGUAUAGAAUUAUGGGCUAACAGUAAAACAUUGGAAGAGUUACAUGAUAAAUUAAAAUCUUAUCCAGUUACAGAAAUAAAAAGACAUACUGGAAACAACAAAUCAUUUAAAAUAAUAGUUGAAACAUUUUGUAAACACUUUCCACAAUGUGAAAAAGUAAACAAAAUAGAGUCUUUCAGUUAUUUACCCCUGGAAGGACCAGUGAGAUUAAAUAAUCCAGAUACAACUUUAUGUUAUGUAGAGUUUUAUGGAUUAAAUCCCAAUGACAUUCCUGAACAACCUUAUGAAUUGUUUUUUGGUAGAUGGAUUACAAGUGGACAAAGAGAUUUAAUCAGAAAAUUAUCCCUGAAAACUAGAAAAUUUAUAGGUAAUACUUCUAUGGAUCCUCAAUUGUCAUUAAUAAUGGCAAAUCAGGCUCUGGUUCAAAAAGGAGAUAUUGUUCUUGAUCCUUUUGUGGGUACUGGUUCUUUAUUAGUUGCUGCUUCUCAUUUUGGAGGAUAUACAUUAGGAACAGAUAUAGAUUUUCUAAUGCUUCACGGACGUACAAGACCUACUCGAAUCACACAAAAGAUUAGGGAGAAGGAUGAAAGUAUUGCCGCAAAUAUGAGUCAGUAUGGAAAACGAUCAUACUAUAUUGAUGUUGUUGUGUCUGAUUUUUCUUACCCUCUAUGGCGUUCAGAUAUGCGCAUAGAUGCUAUAAUUACGGACCCUCCUUAUGGUAUACGAGAAUCAACAGAAAGAAUAGGUACAACAAAAUCAAAUCCAGUAAUAGAGGAACAUCAAGCAUCAUCACAUAUACCAUCUAAAGUUGGUUAUGGUUUAACUCAAAUAUUUACAGAUUUAUUAAAUUUUUCGGCCAGGCAUCUUAAAAUGCAUGGCAGAUUAGUGUGUUGGUUUCCUUUAUUUAGAGAUCAAUAUUCAGAACAUCAAUUACCGACACAUCCGUGUCUAGAACUAGUUGCAAAUUCAGAACAAGUACUUAGUAUUUAUACUAGUCGAAGAUUAUUAACUUAUCAAAAAAUUCAGGAUCCAAAGGAAUCAGAUGAAGUGAUUUCUACGAAUUUAAUUGAUUUUCGAGAACAAUAUUUUGCAUUAAGGAAUGAAAGUCGAAAAGAAAAACGACUAAAGAAAGCUGUAGAAAAAGCUAAGAACAGAGAACUUUGGGAACAGAAUAAUAAAGAAAAUGCAAAAAGAUGACUCUUUAAUUAUUUUAUGUGUAACAAACAUUUAUUUCAUCCUUCAAAUUUCUUCUUUGUGAAUAUAUUUUUCACUAACCUUUUGCAGUUUGUGAUCAUAAAUCCAAUUUAAAGAAUUACAUAGAAUGUACAUAAACGAACGUGUAAUAAAUUUAAUACUGAAACAAUUUUUUUUAUUGAAAAUAAAGCGAUUCGUAAUAUUUUUGAACUAUUGUUUUGUCGAAUUAUAAUGCUUAUGAAACUAUUAAUAUAGUUCUUAUAUUUUU
Messenger RNA from Osmia lignaria (orchard mason bee), 2186 nucleotides. RefSeq names its product tRNA (guanine(10)-N(2))-methyltransferase TRMT11. Gene Ontology annotation, biological process: methylation. Lineage: Eukaryota; Metazoa; Arthropoda; Insecta; Hymenoptera; Megachilidae. Gene Ontology annotation, cellular component: cytoplasm. The record is from RefSeq and is a predicted model, not a curated record. Gene Ontology annotation, molecular function: nucleic acid binding; tRNA (guanine(10)-N2)-methyltransferase activity.